Messenger RNA from Emiliania huxleyi CCMP1516, 786 nucleotides. RefSeq lists its product as hypothetical. The record is from RefSeq and is a predicted model, not a curated record. Lineage: Eukaryota; Haptophyta; Isochrysidales; Noelaerhabdaceae. The coding region runs from base 31 to 681 and encodes 216 amino acids. The transcript has a single exon.
UACAUCACGCAGUGCUUCCGCGGAAAGGCGAUGGAGUACAUCACCAACUCCAUCUAUCCAGUCUGCGUGCUCGGCGCUCUGCGCUUCUUCCCAAAGGAGCAGUUCCUCUUCCUCCGCUUCGAAGACAUGAAGAAGAUGCACGCGCCCGGGCUCCUGCGCCUCCUCGCCAACUUUACCGGCCUGCACACCGACGACGAGAUCAUCGCGCGCUUGCAGGGCGAGCGCCAGUGCGAGAUGCUCAACGCCAGGAAGAAGCCGCUCUCGUUUGGCAAGGACAAGCGCACUGUCUCGGCGCGCGCGAACCUGUCCGCCGCCAUGGGCGAGUUCGAGGCGUUCUUCCAGCCGUACGACGAGCUGCUCUCCGAGCUGGUGGACCCGAACUUCAAGUGGGGCGCCGACACGCACCGGCUGAGUGCGGACGUGCUGAUCGACGCGCCGGGCAGCAAAAAGGGGCGCGGCCGGGGCAAGGGGCUGGGCACGGGGCGCGGCAGCCGUGAGGAGAGGCCGGCCGCGGGCUACAGGAAGGCUAUAAAGAGCGCCAAGGCAGAGGCAAAGGCGAUGCUGGGCGAUGACCUCCAGCUCCUGCGUGGCAAGGCGAGGCUGGCAGCCAUCGGGGCGGCCAAGGGCAGGGGGGCGAAGCAGAAAGCUGCUAGUACUAGUACGGGCCAGUUUGUACGAUGAGAGAAGGGCCCCUGUGCGCUGUGCGCGCCGUGCGCGCGAGAGAGAGCGUGUGAGCGCUGUCCACGGCGUCUCCGGGUAUUUUUUAUGGUUUCAUUAUCUCUCGCC